Lachancea thermotolerans CBS 6340 is the source of this 1455-nucleotide messenger RNA. RefSeq names its product Pho2p (gene PHO2). The record is from RefSeq and is a predicted model, not a curated record. Gene Ontology annotation, biological process: neuron differentiation; regulation of transcription by RNA polymerase II. The coding region runs from base 1 to 1455 and encodes 484 amino acids. Lineage: Eukaryota; Fungi; Ascomycota; Saccharomycetes; Saccharomycetales; Saccharomycetaceae. Gene Ontology annotation, cellular component: nucleus. Gene Ontology annotation, molecular function: RNA polymerase II transcription regulatory region sequence-specific DNA binding; DNA-binding transcription factor activity, RNA polymerase II-specific. The transcript has a single exon.
AUGGAGGAAUAUCAAGCUAACGGGAUUGAGUUCAACCCUCAGUUUCAGCCCCAGUACGAGGUUCAGAAUACGUUUGAGAACGGACAGUCGGGUUCGGAAGCCAGUGAAAACGCGGCGCAAACCGGAGCCCAAAAGGACGGUACAGCGGGCUCGCGGGCUGCACCAGCCCACUCCGACCAAAAUAGGGACGAAAGGCCCCGCACCAAGCGUACCAGGGCAACUGGUGAAGCACUCAAUAUUUUGAAGCGCGAAUUUGAAGAAAACCCAAACCCUAAUGCACAAAACAGGAAGCGAAUCUCAGAGCUCACAGGGCUGCCCGAAAAAAAUGUCAGAAUAUGGUUCCAGAAUAGGCGCGCCAAACACCGUAAAACGGAUCGUAUUGCCAAGCCCACAGCCGUGGAGACAAGCGUGCCUGGCAACUCAUACCUUGCUUCAGACUUCGACCGAAUUCCCCUCGAUAUUAACCCCAACUAUUGUUUCAUUGAUGUUAAGUCGUUGACAGUUGGUAGCUGGAAACGUUUGAAGAGUGGGAACUUAAAAGCAGACGACCUUAGUACCAUAAAACGCCUGUCUAACCUCUCCCCCAUUUCGAUCAAUGAGAUAAUGGCAAACGCGACUGAUCUAAUGGUAUUAAUUUCAAAGAAAAACCAUGAAAUAAACUACUUUUUCAGCGCCAUAGCGAACAACACCAAAAUACUGUUUCGCAUUUUCUUUCCUAUUGCGACCGUUGUCGACUGCUCACUUACAGUCGCCCCCGAGUCGCUUCAAAACGAGGACCCGGCAACGGAAGACGCAGUACGAGCUGAGCAAGACAAGGUCUGCGAGCUGCGACUCAAUGUAUCGAAAGCCCCAACGUUUGCUGUUUACUUUUCUGAUGGUGCUGAUCAGUUUUCUGCUAAUCAGUGGUCCAUUUGCGAAGACUUUUCUGAAGAGAGACAAGUCAGUGAAGCUUACACAGGGGGCUCCAAUAUUCCACACAUUAUAACCGGUUUGGGAAAUUCGUUGAAUUUCAUGAAUUCAACGAUACAAGACCAUAAUAGCGGAAACAGCGUUCUAUCGCAUACCUCACACUCGGGUUCGCAAGGAUCUGUGAAUGUUUCCGACGCACAAAAUUUAAUUCUCCAUCCAGAGCCGCAGUCGCUAGGUCCUCGGCAACAGCCAUUUUUCGAUGAUUUUAACGAGCAUGAAGAGCUCUAUGGAAUGGGGGAACAAAAUACUUCACAGUUUGCGCAUUCUAAUGCAAAUCAAACACAUCCUUUCACUCAGCAUGCGGCACCAGCAGCUGGCAACGAUCACGGAUCGCCACAGUAUACAGAAUCUGGUGUGCCUAGGACACCAGACUUUCUGAGGUCGCAUGCGGAAAUGGGUAACGAGGAGCAGAGCGGUCUCAACAACUUAUUGAUUUUUGAAGAUCAGAAUAAUAACAACACCAAGAACGGUCAAAGCUACUUUUAG